AUUUCUGUUCAUGACGUAAACUAUAAAUCAGUGACCACUAACGUCCAUUAGGGUGAUAUUUGUUUGAUGUUGAAUUAGGUUGUGAAAGAAAAAUACUGAACUAAAAUGUCUUACGCAUAUCUCUUUAAGUAUAUAAUUAUUGGAGAUACAGGUGUGGGAAAAUCCUGCCUUCUUCUCCAGUUUACAGAUAAGAGAUUUCAACCUGUUCAUGAUUUAACUAUUGGUGUGGAAUUUGGAGCCAGGAUGAUCACCAUUGAUGGAAAGCAGAUUAAGUUACAGAUCUGGGACACUGCUGGUCAGGAAGCAUUCCGAUCCAUUACUCGUUCAUACUACAGGGGUGCAGCAGGUGCUCUACUUGUGUAUGACAUUACAAGGCGAGACACUUUCAAUCACCUAACUACAUGGUUAGAAGAUGCUCGCCAACACUCAAACUCCAACAUGGUCAUAAUGCUCAUUGGAAACAAAAAUGACUUAGAAUCAAGAAGAGAGGUCAAAAAAGAAGAAGGAGAAGCAUUUGCCAGGGAACAUGGAUUAAUUUUCAUGGAAACAUCUGCUAAAACUGCGGCUAAUGUUGAAGAGGCUUUUAUCAAUACUGCUAAAGAAAUUUAUGAGAAAAUUCAAGAAGGAGUUUUUGAUAUAAAUAAUGAGGCUAAUGGGAUAAAGAUUGGUCCUCAACACUUACCAACAAAUUCUAACCUGCCAUCUGGUGGACAAUAUUCCAGUUCCAAUCAGGGUGGAGGAUGCUGUUGAGAUGCAUAAGUAGCUACAGUAACAAAAUAAUGUUGAGACUUGAUGUAUUUGUAACUUAAGUGUUGUUAACAAUUUUUAGUUUCCAUUUUGUAUUAUCCUCAUGUAUUCUUCUGAAUCUAGUAUCUUUUUUUUUAUUCUUCAAUAUUUUUUUCAUCCUCAGCCUUUUCUAGCUUUUAUUUGUUUUUCAAGUAGUACUACAACACUCCAAAUCAUGAUAAUUUGUUCUUUUUCAAUGCAAACAAAGUUCUGGUUUAUUAUUUUUGGGUAUAACUCCUUGAAAAUAUUUAUAAUUAGACUACAGCUUAAGGAGUUAUUUUCUAAAUUCAAACUUGAAAAUAUAUUUAAAGUUAAAAUUGGUUAUUUAGUUUAAAUGGUGUUCCUUUCAACUUUUGUUCGUCUUUUUUUUACGUUACUUUAUGUAACGAUAUGUGAGGCUUUUGUGCUCCUUUUAGAGGAAUUGUUUUUCAUGAACAUGUACAUUUCUACCAGUCUGUAAAGAGGUGUCUUUGAUUGGUUUUAUGACAACUUAGCACUUAAAAACAAUUUGAUGUAAAAAGACAAGCUUGUGAAUUGAUACAAUAAUUUUGUUUGUUUUGUACUAUCCUCUCUUAUAUUUAUCUGUGUUUUAUUUAAUCAUCUACAUUAAUGACAUAGACUAGACUUAGAAAUUAUUUCCUAAAUGUUUUUUUACACACUCCAUAGUUUUAGUUUUUGUAAAAUAUUUCUUUUUGUGGAUAAAGCACAACUACAGUAAAGCAGUUUGGAAGCAUCUGUAGUGUAUGUGUGAAAAGAAAUGUGAAUUAUCUAUAGAAGCUUUGAUUUUCUGAACCUGCAAAAGGGAUUUCAUCACGUUUUUUUUUUAACUUUCUGUAUAAAAAUUUCAAUUUAAAGUAUAAGAUUUUUCUCUUGAAUAUAAUAAUAAUCUGUGAGUGCCUGUAGUUUAAUAUUGUCCAACUAUCUCAGAAAAAUUUUAUAAAAAAAUAUCACAUAAUAUUAAUAGGCUAGAUAACUUAAGGUAUGCUUGUAUGUUUCUAGCUCAGAUAAGAGUAUAUUUUGCAUUACUGGAGUAGCUGAUAGCAAUUAUGUCCUAACAACUAGUAUUUGGGAAAGCACAUAUAAGUAACAUGUUUUGUUUUGGUUUAUUAACUAGAUCUCCAAUGUUUUUAUAGUGAGGUUGCAUGUUUUUGAAUUAGUGGCCUAUUUAAUUUUUGCUGUUAAAUCAUUAUUGACUGAAUGAAGAGUGUUUUCAUGUCAUAGUCACUAUUAAGUUUGCAGAAUAUAUAGCAUGAGCAACAUUACAAGUUUAACUUCAAAAUGUUCAGGAAAAACUUGAGGUAGUUUUGUAUUUUUAUCGCUGCUGUUUUGUACUAUGUUAAAAAUUUCAGUUUUUUUAUACAAAUAUAUAGUAAUAAAAACCUGAAUUGCAGACUUCAUAAAUAUUUAAUUUUCCUUUUUUGUAAUUAAUCUUGAAAUUUUUCAAACAUUGUAGCACACGUGAAAUGAUAACUUCAUGACAGAAGUGUAUGGUUCAUAUAAAAAUAAUUGAGUGUAGUAUUGUCUUAUUUAAUACUCUGAUAGUAAUUAAUAACAAAGUAUUCUCUAGUGAUUAUUAAUCAGCAAUUUUAUGAAACUGGUGUAUACCUGCAUAGAGACAUUUUCUUGCAUAAUAGAACUUCUCUGUGCUUAUUUUGCUCUGUACUUCAAUAAAUAUUUCUUUUAUAACUAGAAUUAUGUUAGAUAACUGCCCUUUUUUUAAUAAAAAGUUUUAGAUUUUUUGUUAUGGUAAUUCACAAAAGUAUGUAACAUUUUUAAAUAUUUAAUUGGUAAUUGAAAUUUAUAAAAUGGUUGAACCAUGUUAUUUCUUAGCUUGUUAAAACUUCAAGACUAGCAGAAAAAUUAUAUUAGUAUUGUGAGCUUAAAGAUCGAAGGGAAAACUUUAAUUUGAAGAUAUUUGGAGUCAAGUCUCUGUUUCUUGUCGUGUAUUAAAUAACCUAUAUACAGUAUUGUCACUUCUUUAUAAAUCAUAAAACUUAAUAAAAAUUACUUGAUCAAUUAACUUGUGCUUGCUUUAAAGUUAUGAAAAAAUAACCAAGUAUACUUUACAAUAAAUUAACUAUACUAAUUACAACAUAACAUUAGUUCUGAAACAAAGAUUCCUCAAUCUAAAUUCAUGUUGUGUUUAUGUUAGUAUAUCUUAAAUUGACUUGUGUAAAUUGUUUUUUAGCAGUGGUAAAGGUUAAGUGGGUUUAUUGAAUGCUUCUCAAACACACACUUACAAUGGAACUUGAUUUGUAUCAAUACCUCCCAUCAUUAAAGGAAAAGAGAGAGAAAUUGACCACAUAUUAGAAGUAAAAAGUUUCAUCAUCUAUCUAUGGUUCAUUGCACUUGUAUUCUGAGACAACUGAAAGGUGCAUAUUCACAUGUAGAAUAACUAGAAGUGAUUCAUUUUAUUCUUUAUGUGAUAUAUAUGGGACAGAUGAUGAAAAAUUACAUCAUAUAAUUUAAUUAUGUUCAUAAUGAAACUUUUCUUGGUUUGACAUUCCCAUCAUCUCCCUUAAUUUCAAAAAAUUAAGACAAAUUUACUUAUUUUACCUUAAACAAUUUGUUUCUGCUUUCAUACAAUUGCAAAUUUGAGAAUAUAUAUAUAAAGUUAAAUAACAAAGAAGAGAUAAUUCUGUUAAAAAAUUGUAAAGAGAUAUAAAAUCUUGAUGUAACUCCCAAGAAGUAAAAAAAUUAGAACUAAUAUUUACCAAUUUCAUAAUUAAAUAUUUUUUAAAACAUGAAAUUUUGAUUACAAGGUGUGUAAAAUUGUGAAACUUGACAAUUUUUAAUGUGAGGUAUGAAAUAUAUAAUUAACAGUAAAUUGAUAAAGUUUAGUUUGUGCAAAAGCUUAUUGUAAUAUUGUGAUUUGAAAACACUGAAAUGUAAUUUUUGUAAGAUAGUAAGAAUUAAGUCACAUCUGUAGCUUCAAACAUUCUGGAUUCGAAGACAACUUUUCAAAAGUUUUUUUUCUAGCUUUGACUCCUGUAGCAUUUAUUUUCUUCUACAAUCAAAGAUUUCAGCGAUCUUUGCCAGUGUGGUCGUUCAGUUUCAGCAAAAUUGUGAUUGCAAUACACCUAGUCAGCACAGUACCUUAAAACAACAACUCCUGUUAAAUCUUAAGUGUUUGUGAAUUAAGUAAUGAUAAUAACUGAUUAAAAGGUUCAUUUCAUAUAUCAGUAUUGACAAGUUUAGAAUGUUUAUGCCAAUUUGUGUUCUGUGCUUGAAUUUAAAAGUACUAGAAAAAUAUAUGUACACAUAUAUAAAUGUGUAUAACAUUAAGUGUCCAGAUUUCUUAAAAUUGUAUGUGUCUCAGGUUGUCAUUGUGCAGUCUGAACCAUGUAAAUAUGAUACUGAAAUCUGUAGAAAAGUCAAUAAACAUGUAUACUUACAUGUAUUCUGAUGUAUUAUUUGUAAUGUUUUGUGUCAGUUCUGUUGGGCUGAGUGCAGAUCAUGUUUGCAUUCCAUUACUUUAGUGCCACGAGUGGAAUAUAUAUGUGACAGUAAAAUCCUACUGUUCGAUCAGACAAGGGUAGCCUAACAGUUGGUGAUGGUUGGUAUUGAAUAGAUACCUUCUCUGUAGGCUGUCACUUCAAAAUGAUUGACGACUAGUGCAUGUAGCUGUGAAAAAUGCAGUAAACUUGGUACCUUUACACAAAGUUUCAUGAAAUGCUAAAUGUAAUUUUGCAUCUGUGUUACUGUUUGUUACUUAUAAUUAUAGUUUAUUUUUUCAUCAGAGAAUAUGCUGAUGAUAAAACUUUUGCUUUAAUAUUUAUUUAUUUUUUACUGGGUAAUUUCAUAAAAGUAGAUUAGAGCUGUAAGCAUCGAAAAUGAAAGCUUUUGUACCGUCUUAUUAGAGAAAACUGAAUAUUUGUUUAGAUGUGAUGAAAUAAAAAACGGAUUUAAAGGAA
Limulus polyphemus (Atlantic horseshoe crab) is the source of this 4700-nucleotide messenger RNA. Its product is annotated as ras-related protein Rab-2. The record is from RefSeq and is a predicted model, not a curated record. NCBI's taxonomy places the organism in Eukaryota, Metazoa, Arthropoda, Merostomata, Xiphosura, Limulidae. The transcript has 8 exons. Gene Ontology annotation, cellular component: Golgi apparatus. The coding region runs from base 106 to 750 and encodes 214 amino acids. Gene Ontology annotation, molecular function: GTP binding; GTPase activity.